GAGACAAACCAUUUCUUGCGUUCUCCUUAGGGUCGUCGCUAUAUACACAACAUCCACUUCACUCCUCGGUUGCUCCUUAAUUCCACGUCGAGUGGCCUAGGAUAUUAGAUUCGCAACAUGUCCACCUCACAGAUCGUACUCUUUUCCCAGCCGCGCACAGGAUGUCAUCUGCUGGAGCGUAUCCUCAUGUCUAGGCAGACCGGCGCAAAGCUCCUCUCACACCCGAUGACAGCCGCAGCGGGAACGAUUAACCAAUGGCAACAGUCAAAGACCUUUAUGGACGGAAUACCCCGUGACGUGAGAGUGCUGCACGAGACACAAAUGAACGCUGGUUCGGCGGUCUGGGAGCAAGAACUGCAGGAUGCAGAGAAGACGGGCAAGGUCCUCUUUGUACAUGACCACCUGUUUUAUACAACCUCUCUGGAUUACGUGCAUGCUUCUGUCGUGUCCCCAGGGUCUAGCACGAAAGAAGGCAGCAACCUGAGUCUCAUUCCCGAGAAAUUGCUUCUCAAUCCAGGCACGGUACCGCUCUUCACUAUCCGACACCCAGUCCUCUGUGUGCCGUCCACUAUCAAGUCCAUACGCGACACCAAAACCGGGGGUGCGAGCAUCCCCGCGUACAGCAUCGGUACAAACCUCAGCUUUGCCCGCGACCUAUACGACUGGUACAUGAGCAAGGGAAUCGAACCCGUCGUCGUGGACGCAGAUGACUACAUGACAAGCGAGCACUUCUGCAGGGGACUGGCCAAGAGGCUCGGUCUCGACCCGGAACAGGUUGCCGUAACGUGGGAGCCUACGCCGGAGGAACAGCAGGAUCAAAUGCAUCCAAUCCUUCGCGCCAUCCAGAAGACACUCAUUGACUCCAAGGGCCUGGUCCCGGGCCGCGCAGCGAAGAACAUCAACCUGAAGGAGGAAGAGGCACGCUGGGAUAACGACUUUUCGCAGGAGGAAGUGGACUUGUGCCACCAACUCAUUCAGCGCAUGAAUCCAGACUACGAAUAUCUCAAGGAACACAAAUUUGUGGUCGAGUAAAGUUAUGGCUUCAUAAUCGGAGACUCACGAGACUCUCUCAGCCUGAGAGGUCAUCGCAUGAGAGGUUGUCCUAUGAGGGGGUCGAACUUAUGUGGCAUAUAAACCUGUCACUUUUACUUUGUCCAGACGGCGAUAGAUGUUGACGUCCAGAAUAUAUUGACAAAACUUUGGCAGAAAGCCAUAUCAUUCAGCCUGAAUUAUAAAAGUAGAAUGCAUAAUUUCUACAGAGAUACCUAGGCUGGUGGUUAUUUAUUGACUAGGCAGCCAGCUAUGUUGCCCCAAGAUGAACAGUCAGUCAGUCUUGAAA
Molecule: messenger RNA, 1339 nt
Organism: Diaporthe batatas
Lineage: Eukaryota; Fungi; Ascomycota; Sordariomycetes; Diaporthales; Diaporthaceae
Exons: 2
Coding region: 118-1032 (304 amino acids)
Source: RefSeq, a predicted model, not a curated record